Messenger RNA from Histoplasma mississippiense, 168 nucleotides. RefSeq lists its product with no specific name. The transcript has 2 exons. NCBI's taxonomy places the organism in Eukaryota, Fungi, Ascomycota, Eurotiomycetes, Onygenales, Ajellomycetaceae. Bases 1 to 168 code for a protein of 55 amino acids. The record is from RefSeq and is a predicted model, not a curated record.
AUGGCACUCGCCGUCACGCGAUCAAGAGUGUUACAGAUCUUCUCACAAUUCCCCCAUUCUCUCACCACGAGGUGUACUUCGUUAGAGCGCUUCAGCAAGGGAAACGCUCUCCAUGGUCUUGGGCUUCCUGAACCAAAUGUCUUCUUUGGGGGUAAAUCUUCUCAAUGA